Entelurus aequoreus (snake pipefish) is the source of this 7413-nucleotide messenger RNA. Its product is annotated as protocadherin-12-like. Lineage: Eukaryota; Metazoa; Chordata; Actinopteri; Syngnathiformes; Syngnathidae. Gene Ontology annotation, biological process: homophilic cell-cell adhesion. The transcript is spliced from 5 exons. Gene Ontology annotation, cellular component: plasma membrane. Gene Ontology annotation, molecular function: calcium ion binding. The coding region runs from base 267 to 3710 and encodes 1147 amino acids. The record is from RefSeq and is a predicted model, not a curated record.
CAGAGAGGAGGAUGAAGUUUGAGGGCAGCAGCUGCUGGAGUGAGUGAGAUGAGCGAGGAGCAACAUGGAAGACUUUCUCCUUCAAGUCUUCUUUUGAGCGGACCGGACUUGGACAACUAAAUCACCUCGGAUUUGACUUUAGAUGGAAAAAAAGGAUUUGAUCUUUGUUGGAUCACUUUGACUCAUCCUCAAGUGACCUGGAGAUCAUUUGUCUCUCUCGGGAAGGUUCUCGGACAUGUUGAUCCAGUAGGUCUUUGUCCAUCAUCAUGCUGCUGGUUCUGAUUGUGGUCCUGAAUUUGAGCUGGGGGGCUCGUAGCUCCGAGCCCUCGUCCAUAACUGUCCAGUACCGCAUGUGGGAGGAGCAGCCUGCGGGAACUCGGGUCGGCCGCCUGGUGGACGACCUUUGGCAGAUGGACCAGGUGGGUCCCCUGGAGGACUUCCAGGUCGUGGAACACGGAAGAACCCUUCCCUUUUCUGUCAGCGCUCGAGAUGGCCUUGUCUCCACCCAGGGACGUUUGGACAGGGAGGAGUUGUGUCGUGGUUCCGAUUUGUGCGAGGUGGCCUUCAGUGUUCUCUACAAAAAAAGCGGCGCGGUGAACUGCCUGCGGGUUCACGUGGAGGUGAUGGACCUGAAUGACCACAGUCCCAGCUUUGCCAGUCCAGCACAGGAAGUGGAGAUCUCAGAGACGGCCAGCCUACGAAUGAGAAUCCCGCUGGAAUGUGCAGUGGAUCCUGAUGCAGGAGCCAACGGUCUUCAGAACUAUUCGCUUUCGGUCAAUCAACACUUUGAUCUGGAUGUGACAACUGCCCUGGGCGGGACUAAACAGGCGGAGCUGGUGGUGAUCAAAGAACUGGACAGGGAAGUGCAAGCAUCCUUUGACCUCAUCCUGGUGGCAUGGGACAAAGGGAACCCUCCGAGGUCUGGGAGUACCUUAGUCCAUGUUAAUAUUCUGGACUCAAAUGAUAAUAGUCCUACUUUUGAGGAAAGUACCCCUACUGUGGAGAUACCUGAGAACACGGCCCGAGGAACAACCAUCAUCCACCUUAAAGCCACUGAUCCAGACCAAGGUGCCAACGGGGAGGUGGAGUACUCGCUAAGUAAGCACACACAUCCUGAGGUUCAGAGGCUGUUCUAUGUGGAUCCACAGAGCGGUGUUGUGAGUGUCAGAGCCCCUCUGGAUUACGAGGCCCAUUCCUCCCAUGAAGUCCUCAUACAAGCCCGUGAUCGUGGACCUAACUCCAUUCCUUCGCACUUCAUGCUCCAUGUCAAGCUAACAGACGUUAACGAUAACGCCCCCAGGAUACACAUGACCUGGACUCAUCCCAACUCGGCGGCUGCGACCGUGCUGGAAGGAGCCCCGGCGGACACCUUCCUUGCCCUGGUGAUGGUUUCUGAUGCGGAUUCAGGAGAAAAUGGGAAAGUGACAGCGGUGAUGCCGCAAAGUUCCGGCCCAUUCCGCCUUAAAAAGGUGCACGGUGAAAACUACAUGAUCGUAACUGCUGGCCCCCUGGAUCGGGAGAAGGUGAUGGACUACAACGUUACACUUCUGGCGCAGGAUUAUGGAGAUCCUCCGCUGUCCUGCGUCAAACACCUGCCUGUUCAUGUUCUGGAUGAGAACGACAACGCGCCAGUUUUUUCAUCCUCUAUCUUCAAAGCUUCCUUCGAGGAGAACAACCUAGCGGGUUAUCGCGCACUCAAAGUAGAAGCGCAUGAUGCCGACUUGGAGCUGAGUGGCAGAGUCUUGUACUACAUUCCCAACUCCACUCAGACCUUCUCCAUCCACCCCACAAGUGGCGUAGUCAACGUCCUUCACCCUCUAGACUACGAAGAGUCACAGUCCCACUCAUUCCUGGUGGAAGCCGUGGAUCAGGGCCAUCCGCCUCAUAGGACCGUGGCCACGGUGCAGAUUGACCUCCAGGAUGUGAACGACAACUACCCGGUCAUUAAGGAGCCCAGACCCAAAGAGGGUGUGGCUUUCAUAAGCGUUCCAGUGGAUGCAGACCAUGGGGAGAUUGUGACCGAACUAGAAAGUGAUGCUGAGGAAGAAUCGAGCGGUUUUCCCAUGGAACAUUCAGUCCGAGAGGGAUUCGAUGGAUUUCUUGUGUCUACAAUAAAGGCUGAAGAUUCUGAUUCAGGACUGAAUGGACGACUCCAGUUCUUCAUCACUGACGGAAACCCGCACAGGCUCUUCUGGUUGGACCAGACCACGGGCCAACUGUUUGUGAACACUACCAAUGCCACUGAGCUCAUUGGGAAAACCAUCAAGGUACACAUUUCUGUAUCUGACAUGGGGACCCCUAGCUUGACCACCAAGGCCACACUGGAAGUGGCCUUUAUCAAUCUUAAGGACCACUUGAAGAACUCGUCUCCUGGCAACCGCGGGCGGCUCAGCUUCACCGUGAUGAUGGCCAUCUGCCUGGGGGCGGCAUGUCUGCUGCUGCUGCUAGCCGUCGCCGUCGUCACAACAUUCUGUCGGCCCGACAAACGGGAGAACCGGGCGUACAACUGCAGGCAGGCCGAGUCGACGUACACCCGCCAUCCUCGACGCCCGCAGAAGAACAUCAGGAAGUCGGACAUUCAGCUCAUUCCUGUCAUCAGGGAACGCAAAGAGGGUCCUCCUCUGGACGACAGCGAGACGACACCGCUGACUCCGGCGACGACACAGGACCAAGAACCCGAGAGACACUUUGAUUUUACGCCCUUAAUGAUCAACUCCAGCUUCCAUUCCCAAAAUCACCUUGACGGGAAUGCCCCUCAUACCAGAACACUUCGAAAACCCGGAAACAUUGAACUGGACGGCACUUCACAAACUUUGACGCCCGCGACAUCAUAUCGGACUCUUCGGAAGGCCAGAAACCAGUCCUCAUCCUCUUUAGCGUCCCGUUCCAGCACCUUGAAGCGGGAGAAGGCCGACACCGCGAGCUCCACGCCUCUGGCGACUCUCAGGAGGCCAAAGGCUGCGGAGAGUCAAGGACCGUACGACGCGGAACAACGGCGGAUGCUUCGGAACCUGGUACGGCUGUCCAUGGCGGCGUUCGCAGACUCCAUCGAGCUCUCCUCAGCCUCCCCGGAAGUGCAGCAGAUCUCCCAGCUCCUCUCCCUGCUUCGUCAAGGUCAGCUGCAGCCAAGACCAAACUUCCGGGGAAACAAAUUCUCUCAGCGAGCCGCCGGCAGGUAUGCAGGUCAGGACAGUUGUGAUUGGCAGAGCACCAAAGACAGCGGACACGGCGAGAGCGAGGCUGGGGACGUGGACUGGGAGGCAGGGAGAGACUCGCCCAUCGACCCGCAACUUGAGGAGGGGCUUAACAACCUGCUCAACAACGCUGAGGACGUCUUCUCAGAGGUCAACGACCCGGCGUGGAUGGCCCGCCUCUCGGUGACGCUGUCCGGAGAUUACCAUGACAACGUCUUCGUCCCCAACGCGCCGCCGUCCUCCGACUGCGAGCUCCUCCCCCGCGCCGGCUUGGACUCAUCGUCCUCCUUCUCCACCUUUGGUAAAAGUCCGGAGAAGGACGGCCCACUGGGCGGAGCCUUGUUGUCGGAGGUGAGCACCCUCUUCGAGAUGCUGAUGACGCAGAAGGCCGACGCCCACCCCGGCCCCCGAGCCGACGUCCUCUACCGACUGUCCUCGGCGUGCCGGCGCUCGCUGGACUCGGACGGCAACAGCGGACCAAUCAGGGGCCUGGCCCCGCCCCCUGCACGCUUUUAACACUGGAAACAAGGAGAGAGAGAGGAGUCAUGUGAUCAGAAAGCAUACUUGUCAAUUUAAACCAGGGGUGUCCAAAAUGUGGCCCGGGGGCCUUUUACAGCCCCUAACUAAUGUUUUAACAUCCAUCCAUCCAUCCAUCUUCUUCCGCUUAUCCGAGGUCGGGUCGCGGGGGCAGCAGCCUAAGCAGGGACGCCCAGACUUCCCUCUCCCCAGCCACUUCGUCCAGCUCUUCCCGGCGGAUCCCGAGGCGUUCCCAGGCCAGCCGGUAGACAUAGUCUUCCCAACGAGUCCUGGGUCUUCCCCGUGGCCUUCUACCGGUUGGACGUGCCCUAAACACCUCCCUGGGGAGGCGUUCGGGUGGCAUCCUGAGCAGAUGCCCGAACCACCUCACCUGGCUCCUCUCCAUGUGGAGGAGCAGCGGCUUUACUUUGAGCUCCUCCCGGAUGGCAGAGCUUCUCACCCUAUCUCUAAGGGAGAGCCCCGCCACCCGGCGGAGGAAACUCAUUUGGGCCGCUUGUACCCGUGAUCUUGUACUUUCGGUCAUAACCCAAAGCUCAUGACCAUAGGUGAGGAUGGGAACGUAGAUCGGCCGGUAAAUUGAGAGCUUUGCCUUCCGGCUCAGCUCCUUCUUCACCACAACGGAUCGAUACAGCGUCCGCAUUACUGAAGACGCCGCACCGAUCCGCCUGUCCAUCUCACGAUCCACUCUUCCCUCACUCGUGAACAAGACUCCGAGGUACUUGAACUCCUCCACUUGGGGCAGGGUCUCCUCCCCAACCCGGAGAUGGCACUCCACCCUUUUCUGGGCAAGAACCAUAGACUCGGACUUGGAGGUGCUGAUUCUCAUCCCAGUCGCUUCACACUCGACUGCGAACCGAUCCAGUGAGAGCUGAAGAUCCUGGCCAGAUGAAGCCAUCAGGACCACAUCAUCUGCAAAAAGCAGAGACCUAAUCCUGCAGCUACCAAACCAGAUCCCCUCAACGCCUUGACUGCGCCUAGACAUUCUGUCCAUAAAAGUUAUGAACAGAAUCGGUGACAAAGGGCAGCCUUGGCGGAGUCCAACCCUCACUGGAAACGGGUCCGACUUACUGCCGGCAAUGCGGACCAAGCUCUGACACUGAUCAUACAGGGAGCGGACCGCCACAAUCAGACAGUCCGAUACCCCAUACUCUCUAAACACUCCCCACAGGACUUCCCAAGGGACACGGUCGAAUGCCUUCUCCAAGUCCACAAAGCACAUGUAGACCGGUUGGGCAAACUCCCAUGCACCCUCAAGGACCCUGCCGAGAGUAUAGAGCUGGUCCACAGUUCCACGACCAGGACGAAAACCACACUGUUCCUCCUGAAUCCGAGGUUUGACUAUUCGGCGUAGCCUCCUCUCCAGUACACCAGAAUAGACCUUACCGGGACAGCUGAGAAGAGUGAUCCCACGAUAGUUAGAACACACCCUCCGGUUCCCCUUCUUAAAGAGAGGAACCACCACCCCGGUCUGCCAAUCCAGAGGUACCGCCCCCCAUGUCCAUGCGAUGUUGCAGAGUCUUGUCAACCAAGACAGCCCCACAGCAUCCAGAGCCUUAAGGAACUCCGGGCGGUUCUCAUCCACCCCCGGGACCUUGCCACCGAGGAGCUUUUUAACUACCUCAGCAACCUCAGCCCCAGAAAUAGGAGAGCCCACCACAGAUUCCCCAGGCACUGCUUCCUCAUAGGAAGACGUGCUGGUAGGAUUGAGGAGGUCUUCGAAGUAUUCCCUCCACCGAUCCACAACAUCCGCAGUCGAGGUCAGCAGAACACCAUCCCCACCAAACACGGUGCUAGGUUUUUUAAGCUAAUUUAGCAGGGUCCAAAAUGUUGUUACUUGACGAAUGUUACCUAUUAGCAUGCUAACAUUAGUAGGCUAGCUUUUUUAAGCUAAUUUAGCACCGUCCAAAAUUUUGUUACUUGAUGAAUGCUACCUAUUAGCAUGCUAACAAUAGUAGGCCAGCUUUUUUUAAGCUAAUUUAGCAGGGUCCAAAAUGUUGUUACUCGAUGAAUGCUACCUAUUAGCAUGCUAAUAAUAGUAGGCUAGCUUUUUCAAGCUAAUUUAGCAACGUCCAAAAUUGUGUUACGUGACGAAUGCUAUCUAUUAGCAUGCUAACAUUAGUAGGCUAGCUUUUUUAAGCUAAUUUAGCAGGGUCCAAAAUUGUGUUACUUGAUGAAUGCUACCUAUUACCUUGCUAACAUUAGUAGGCUAGCUUUUCUAAGCUAAUUUAGCAGGGUCCAAAAUGUUACUUGACGAAUGCUACCUAUUAGCAUUCUAACAUUAGUAGGCUAGUUUUUUCAAGCUAAUUUAGCAACGUUCAAAAUUGUGUUACGUGACGAAUGCUAUCUAUUAGCAUGCUAAAAUUAGUAGGCUAGCUUUUUUAAGCUAAUUUAGAAACGUCCAAAAUUUUGUUACGUGACGAAUGCUACCAAUUACCUUGCUAACAUUAGUAGGCUAGCUUUUUUAAAGCUAAUUUAGCAACGUCCCAAAUUUUGUUACGUGACGAAUGCUACCUAUUGCCUUGCUAACAUUAGUAGGCUAGCUUUUUCAAGCUAAUUUAGCAAUGUCCAACAUUUUGUUACGUGACGAAUGCUACCUAUUACCUUGCUAAUAUUAGUAAGCUAGGUUUUUAAACUAAUUUAGCAGGGUCCAAAAUGUUGUUACUUGACGAAUGCUACCAAUUAGCAUGCUAACAAUAGUAGACAUGCUUUUUAAAUAAUUUUGCUCAUAUUUGUUAUUUGACGCUGUCUGGCCAGGGUGCUAACCGUUAGCAUUUCAGUUCGACUUUGGCUCCUUAGCAUUCACAGGGAAUUUCUACCCAUAUUGCAUUUUCUUGUCCUUUGGAAAAAAUAUAUACGUUGUCCUGGUUUUGAAGGUGAAAACCAAAACGGCCCCCCGCAUCAUUUUGAUUUGUCAAUCUGUGGCCCUCGGUGGAAAAAGCUUGGGCACCCCUGAUUUAAACUUGUGUUACAUUGUGAUCUUGCAGGGAGGAGGUAGAACACAACUGAGUUUGCAGUUGUCAGUGUCAACAAAACUAAUACCGGGGUGCCUCGGUCUACACCUUAGUCCUCUAAAGUCCUGAAUAUGUCCCCCAAAGACAAAAACAUUGAAAAUGAAUCCAUUGCAGACAAUAUGACAAAACACAUUUUAUAGGGAAUAGUUACAAUACAUUUUUUCUCACCAUCUUUAUUACCUUUAGUGCUAACACUUGCAACUUUUUUUGGCCCCAUGGUGGAAUAUUUUGCAGUGGUAGUGAAUAAAAACCAGUACUCGUGCACAGAUUCUUUGUGAGGACAGGAGGAACCGGGGGCGCCCCGGUAGUGGUCAACGUAGUGGUCAACAUAGUGGUUAACGUAGCCUGCAGCUGCCGAGUGGCAGGAAGUGAUUAAUGGGGACGUUUGUUGGAAACAAUGAAGAGGAAACAGGAAGUAGUUUCAUAAAAGAAUGUUUCUGUGUGGCAGCUAAUGACCACAAGACUCUUUUGAUGUUUUUUACUUCUGGAUCCAACAUGAAAGUUAAAAGGGAGAGGGGGGGGGGGGUCUCAGACCUGCUGAGAACACAUGUGGACCACGUUUAAGGUUCAAUUAGUGGACCUUCUUGUCGAAACAAAAAGAACAGCACUUUGUACAUAUUUUUGUGAAGUAAUCUACUCUUUUUUUCUUACUUUUUAUCUAAUAAAAAAAU